CUAAAUUUAUUUUAUAUGUUCUUCUAUCUAUCCAAUCAUAUGCCUAUUCCAAUGUUUACGGAAUUGAGAACCCACUGUUUCCUGUCUGCAGAAAAGUGAAUGGUGCAUUGCAAGUAUUUACGUUGGCUCGUCCUCUAUCAUGAUGUCAAAAAGCAAAACAAAAUAAAAACCCAACACCACUUUUCCCGCAAAGCCUGCGCCCACAGCAAUUCCCACCAAACCACUAUUUUUCACUACGAACCUCACAAUCAUCGCACCUCCUUCUCCCACCGCAAAAGAAACCACACACCCCUCCCCUCUCACCACCCACCACCCAACCCCGCCCCCCUUAAAUAAUCCCAAACACAAACCAAAAAACAAAUCGCAAAAAAGAAAGCCUCUUCGGUCUUAAGCGACGCAGACAAGAUUCGAACUUGCGCGGCCGAAGCCAUGUGAUAUCGGAG
Aplosporella prunicola CBS 121167 is the source of this 443-nucleotide messenger RNA. RefSeq lists its product as uncharacterized. The record is from RefSeq and is a predicted model, not a curated record. Bases 100 to 336 code for a protein of 78 amino acids. The transcript has a single exon. Lineage: Eukaryota; Fungi; Ascomycota; Dothideomycetes; Botryosphaeriales; Aplosporellaceae.